AGAGAGAACACAAUAUAGCCAUUAAGUGUAUUGUGGUUUGUAAAUACAAGUGUUAGUUUUUCUGUAUUAUAUUGGUAGUCUUAUUAUUAUCUUUAUAAAAUCCCAACGGUGGCUGUGACAUAUAUACAUCUCUAUCAAAUUAUCAUAUAGCCUUAACCUAGUAAACUCAACAUAGCAGAAAGCAAUCCCACAGAAGACCCCUUUCAAAGAAAUGUCCAUCACCAGAGUAAAUCUCCCACCUCUCCUACGCGCCGCCACCGCACUCCACCCUUCCCACAGCCCCCACCACAACUCUCCGAUGUCCUUUCUCCGCUCUCACCCUUCCAACAUCCUUAUUUCAAACCCCCACUUAUUCUCCACCUUCCUUCUCCGCCGCGCCCGUCCACGCGCCGCCGCGUAUCCAAACCCUCAAAACCCCCUAACCAUAUCCAACCCUUUAACCCUCAGCAUUUCAAAUCACCACUUGCUCUCCCGGAGCCUGCACACACACGCCACCGCUCUUCAAAAGCAUCCAAGAACUUCCAGCUUGGAUUACACUCUAACUUUCGGUGGCAUUGCAGCAACAGGAGGGAUGAUACUCAUGUACAUAUAUCUAGAAAAACCAAAAAUGUCGGCAACCGUAGAUGAUAAACUGGAGUUGAGCUUUCACGGCGUAAUACCACAUAUGUACCGUAAGGGACACUGGGUAAUCGUUGACGGUCUGGCUCGACCUAUCAACGACAACAAAAUUAGUAAUGCAACUGCUAAAAAUGUUGGAGCGAAAGGUCCUUGGGAAGUCUAUAUCUCAGCUACGGAGGUCUAUAUCUUAGCUUGGCCUUGGCCUGACCAUGUUGUGACCGCCGUUCGAAGGAAUAACAACAUUCUUGCUGUGCAGCAAACGUCUUCUGAGGACAGCUAUAUAAUUCCUGCAAUAACUAAUUGGCGCACAACUUCUAGCGGCGAAAUCUUACCCCCAGAUGAUUUCUACAAGCCCAGCUUUGUGUUCAACUUAGACUCAAAAUAUGAAUCCGCAAUAACUCAAUUUGUUUUAUUUACAUUCGAUAAGUUCCAAGACUUGCCAAAGUUGUUGAGAGAAGGACACUCGGUUUUUGUCAAGGGUUUUAUCAACCUACCUUUGAAUUCGAUUAAGUCUGACGAGAUUAACAAAGUUAGGUCUGAUGAUAAUUGGCCUAAAAUUGUGACAGGCAGAACUGAAAAUAUGGAAUGUCUAUUCUCAGCUGAGGCGAUAGCGAAGGACGACAUUGAGAGGUAUGAUAUGCCCGGGGAGUUGCGGAUGAUACUGCAAUUUGUGCGGAAUACUGCUGAGUAACAGGAAUGGGUAUCACAUACAUUGUAGUAUUUUUUAAGAAACUUUGGUAAUGUUACAUGCCUAGAAUCUUUGCAGUUAUUUUGUGCCUAUUCUCUAAUAUUUUUGCACAAAGACUUCC
Messenger RNA from Daucus carota subsp. sativus, 1427 nucleotides. RefSeq lists its product as uncharacterized. NCBI's taxonomy places the organism in Eukaryota, Viridiplantae, Streptophyta, Magnoliopsida, Apiales, Apiaceae. The record is from RefSeq and is a predicted model, not a curated record. The coding region runs from base 212 to 1309 and encodes 365 amino acids. Gene Ontology annotation, molecular function: heme binding. The transcript is spliced from 2 exons. Gene Ontology annotation, biological process: protein-heme linkage; cytochrome complex assembly.